AUGGAAGUAGAAGAGCAAUACGACGGCAACGAUGACGACAACAACAACGACUGGGAAGGCGGCAAUUACGAAAGGGAAGGUGACGUGCACGUCAGCUCGGAUGAUGAAGAUCACGCUUAUCGGGUAUACCUGCCCCAAGAAGAUGCUGUCGAGGAGGAAGAUGGUGAUGAAAAUAACGGACAUUCUGAUGAGGAGCGAGAUCUUGAUGAGGGUGCGGACAUCGUCAACGACCCUGCGUUUAAUGCGGGCAACGGUUUUGACGAGAACGAGGAUCGCCAACAACAGGAUGACGAAGAAGAUUUAUUAUUUGAUGAAGCACCUGCCUUUAGCGAGCACUCCGCUAUCAGGAAUGCAUAUGUGCGUGCGUACAUUGCAUCUGCGUUCAAAGGUGCCUCGCACGAUGUUUCACGCAUCAUUCUCGACGGGGUCGCGCGCGCAUUGUGGUACGCUCGCGAUCACACACGAGAUAUCGAGUAUGAAGGUCUGGAAGACAUGGCGAGAACUUUGCCUACAGCUGAGAGGCGUCUGGGAGUCAAUCUUGACUCCAUCAUUACUUACCUCUUCGUAUGUCCGUCAUGCUGGCAGGUCCACGAUCCCCUCACGCUGUACGACGAAGAUCUUCAGGAACAGUGCCGUGAAGAAGAUUGUGAAGGUAUACUAUACACGACAAAGCUUCUCGCUAGCGGGAAAUCGAAACGCAAGCCAACGAAGGUUCUGCCAUAUGUGGCACCUCGUCGGGCGAUACAGCAUUGGCUUCUCCGCCCAGGAAAAUAUGAAGAGUUACAGCAAUGGAGACGAGAUGGAGACGAACCACGCCAAGUACCAGCUACCCAUGCGGGAGGUGACAAUGCUUUUGCGGAGCCUUCUAAUCCAAUGCACGAUAUGCAUGAUGCCUGGGGUUGGCGUGCGAUACGAGCUGGUUUGCAACGUGUCUAUUAUGACAACGGACAACUUCGUGUCUUAGACGACGAUGUUCAUAACCUCCAACAACGCUUUGUCUCACUGCCUUGCGGACUCGUAUGGCAAAUCAAUCUUGACUGGUUCCAGGCCGUCAAACGAGGCAAUCACUCCACAGGGGCGCUCUACAUGACUUGCUGCAAUAAUCCUCGCGGCGUUCGCUACCUUACUGAAGAGACGUUUCUAAUCAUGGUCCUCCCUGGACCAAAUGAACCGAACUUGGAGCAGCUCAACAAGAUUAUGGCAAAGUUCGUGUCCGAUAUGAUUGAACUUUAUGGUGGUGCGUACUAUUUUCGAAUAUAUGGACAUGAGGAUAAGCACCCUGUUCACUCAGCUCUCAACAGCGAGGUCUCCGAUCUUCCAGCGAGUCGCAAAAUUGAAGGACUUGCCUCCUUCUCAUCAAAGUUAUUUAUGUGUCCACAAUGCGACACACCUUCAUAUUAUCUUGCAGAUCCACGUGGUUUCAAUCCGACAGACUUCAGACUACGUGAUGCUUGGCGCUACGUCAAAUAUGCCUUUCGUUCACGUUCUCUUGACGACGAUGAUCGAAAGGAGAUCUUCGAGCGUCGUGGAGUGCACUGGUCAGUGUUUAACCUCAUCCCAGGUUGGUUGACGGCCGUCAACUCGGUAGUGGAGUUCAUGCACUGUGUGUAUCUCUGUAUGGUUAGGCAUGUGACGAAGGUCAUAAUCCUUCAGUCCGGGAUGCUCAAUCCCGUUCCUCGAGAAGACUGGUAUCCUCUGGAACGACUCGAUGAAUUCUUCUCUCGGAUCAUUUGGCCAGUAUCAGUUGGUCGCUUACCCCCAUCCGUCACUUCUUCCUCGUCAAAGGCAGACCAAUGGCGACUCCAUAUUAGUGUGUUGUUCGUCGGGCUUUUCGUUGCAUGGGAAAUUGACGGCCUUAUCCCCGAUAUCGACGCACCAAAAUCAAGAGCCAACACCAAACAUGCAGCUGCGCAUGCGAAGAACGAGAAGGUCAUGCGUCGGCGUCAUCAGAAAUUCACGGGAUUACAUGCAACGAUAAAGCAGCUUGACGAGAACGAUGCCCUCACGAUGGAUCGUUCAAUCAGACAUCAUUAUGCAACCAUUCUCGAGUUCUCCGCCGCUAUCCAGAUCUUGUCGUCACGUUCGAUCAGCCCAGAUGAGGUCGAACGGGGCUGUGCGGCACUCUCUAGAGCAUGCCAGAAUUGGGCGCGUAUGGGGUGUCACCUAACCCCUUAUUUUCAUCUCGCUCAACAUCUUCGACGUCAGUUUCUCCAGUUCGGGCCUUGCUAUGCUACGUGGGUGUUUCCAUAUGAACGAAACAAUGGCUUUCUUGGUAGGACGAACCAUAAUAAUCACAAGGGUGGCGAACUCGAAUGUACGAUGAUGCGCAAAUGGUGGAAAUGGGUUCUAGUCCAUGAUCUGUUGAAUGCUUUUCGAAGACUUCCGGAGCCCGACGAAAAUGACCGCGACUCAAUCAAACUUCUCGAAUCGUGUUUGAAAGGUGGAACUCGCCCACGUCGACAUGUAACAUAUCCCCGACAUUCCAAGGAUGUCAAGCUUCAGACACUCGACCCCAUGCUAUAUGGUCUUGUCCUGCAGUUCCUGCAGGACGAGUGGGGCGAGUCGGGCUUUGUAAUUCAUGCUGACGUCGUUCUCGCAGAUCAUGGUGCCUGCUUUAUGGGCCAUGUGAAAUCUUACUCCCAUGUGUUUGUUGAAGCCCUCCGCUAUGGAGCAGCAACACAAACCCGCGGGAAAACUGCUCGCUAUGCUUAUUUCAAUGGUCGAGUCGCUGUCGAAAUCCAAUGGAUCUUCAAAAUCGACAUGGAGUAUGAAGAUCAGGGUCAAAUUACCAAGACGGUCGCAGUUGUUCGUCCUUUUGUCGCGGAUGAUGACAUGCCAGCAUUCCCGUGGGAUCUAUGGUCUGUCUCGGCAAUUGAUCUUGGCGUGCAAGUAUGGUACGGAAAUGCCCUCGGUGAAAUGGAGGUCGUCGAGAUUGAACUCGUGUCGGGACAACUCAUACUCAUCCCCAUCACCGUUUCUGGUGUCGAAUAUUGGGUGACGGUAGCCCAUAAUCAUGUACGUCUGUUGUGA
Suillus clintonianus is the source of this 3030-nucleotide messenger RNA. RefSeq lists its product as uncharacterized. The transcript is spliced from 11 exons. NCBI's taxonomy places the organism in Eukaryota, Fungi, Basidiomycota, Agaricomycetes, Boletales, Suillaceae. The record is from RefSeq and is a predicted model, not a curated record. Bases 1 to 3030 code for a protein of 1009 amino acids.